Molecule: messenger RNA, 837 nt
Organism: Phragmites australis (common reed)
Lineage: Eukaryota; Viridiplantae; Streptophyta; Magnoliopsida; Poales; Poaceae
Product: two-on-two hemoglobin-3-like
Exons: 4
Coding region: 121-636 (171 amino acids)
Biological process (GO): oxygen transport
Molecular function (GO): heme binding; oxygen carrier activity; oxygen binding
Source: RefSeq, a predicted model, not a curated record
UGUGUUUCUGUUCCCAGCUAAGCCAAGUCAACGCAACGCAGCACGCCAGCACCGCAUCCGCAACCAAGCGCUGCGCUGCGGUGGGUCACGGGUCGGUGAGGGGCACCGGACGCCAACGGGAUGCAGUCGCUGCAGGACAAGGCGUCGGAGUGGAGCGGCGUGGCGGCCGGCGACGCCUUCGCCAUCGACGACGUCAACGUCUUCGAGGCGCUCGGCGGCACCCCGCAGCCCUUCGUCGACCUCUCCACCAACUUCUACACCAGGGUUUACGAGGACGAGGAGGCGUGGUUCCGGGAGAUAUUCGCGGGGUCGAGGAAGGAGGACGCCAUCCGGAACCAGUAUGAGUUCCUCAUCCAGCGCAUGGGCGGCCCCCCGCUCUUCUCCGAGAGGAGAGGACAUCCUGCCCUUAUAGGACGUCAUCGAUCAUUCCCCGUUACUCACCAAGCUGCAGAGAGAUGGUUACACCACAUGCAGCAAGCGUUGGAUACUACUGCAAGCAUAGAUGCAGAGACAAAAACAAAAAUGAUGAACUUUUUUAGGCACACUGCGUACUUCCUCGUUGCUGGCAAUGAGAUGACAAGGCAAGUCCAGGGAGUAACCUGCAAACAUGCAACUAGUAAGCCAGCUGAGAAAUGAUUCAAGCUUUGAGCUAGUAACCGUGACAUCUGAAUAAGAAUCAUACGGGCCUUUAUACCCCGUGCCAUCACAGAACCCCAAUGUACAAUGGUGUCUAAACAAUAUAGACAUUAAAAAAAAAUUUGCACUGACUCUUCUAAGGCUUGUAGCCACUCUUGAGCAGAGAGCAAACUUAACGGAUAAAUCUAGCUUAUUUUGAUA